CCGACCUCAUCACCAACCACGAGUUAUGAAUUGAUCUCGCGCGAUCAUUCGAUCGACUCGGCUCAUAUGAGCGCAGUUCAAGCUCAACUCCGGGAGUGAUAUCCUCUCAAACAGUCAUCAUCCGACGAUACACGUACAGACCGUCGCACCUGCCGAAUGCUUGAUUUGACACGACACCAUUCCGACAUCGUCGUUGGGCUUUUGGAGCAAAGCAAUCGACUCGCCAAAGCUGUUGGAAAAGAUGAUCUUGAACUCAUAACACUCGACAUUUCAUGGCCUCGUUUUCGAUCGAGGUGCCUGGCGAGGCGAACCCGCUCACAACAAAUACCCUCAUCCAUGUCCUACGCGCAGCAACAUCCCGCGAUCAAGCUCAAAUCCAAACCGGCACCAAACAAAUUCAGCAGUGGGAGACAAGCUCGGGCUUCUACCGAUACCUUCAAGAUGCCUUUCUCGAUUACAGUCUACCAUUCGAACUCCGAUCUCUCGCGAUCAUACAGUUGAAGAACGGCAUUGACAAAUAUUGGCGAAAGACAGCACGGAAUGCCGUCUCCGCCAACGACAAAGAUGUUAUCCGUGCUCGGUUGGCUCAGAGCAUCCUCGACGAACCGGAUCAUCGGCUGGCUCUACAGGUCGCACUCGUCAUUGCCAAAGUCUCUCGAUAUGAGUUUCCUUCAUCAUGGCCCGAUGCUCUCACGGGAUUUGUCAAUGUCGUCAGAUCACCCGAGACACCUUCGCUCCGUCUGGCCCGAGCAUUGCUGGCUUUGCUACGGAUCGUGAAGGAAUUAUCAACAGCACGACUACAGCAAAGCAAACAAGCACUUCAGACGGCGACUCCCGAAAUCGUCGCCGUCGUCGGCACUGCAUACGCCAGAAUGUUUGAUUCUUGGCUGAAGAACCCCACACUCGAGGAGAUGCAAUUGACGUUGCUCGCGAUCAAACUUCUCCGUCGACUCCUCGUCAAUUGCUACGAGAAUCCCAACCACGACCAAGAUGUCAUCUCUUUCUGGAGUAUGACGAUGCAGCAUCUGAGCUCCCUGAUUGCGUUUCGGAGAGCACAUGCUUCUCAACUAGGCGCGGAAUUGCUGCUGCUCGUAGAAAAGCACAUCCUGCAGCUUGCAAAGCUUCAUUAUACCAUGGCGAAGGAGAACGCAACCGCUUUUGCUCUGCUUCCCGAUUCGCUUUCACUUGCCAACGCAUAUUGGGGCUUGGUUAAGGAUUAUGGAACAUUGAUCAGCUCGCCCGAUGCGGUCACCACCGCAAUAACAUCCGCAAAGAAAGGUACACACGGAGAUGUUGAUCAUCGAUCCUUUGACGAAAACGUAGCCCUCAGGGGAUUGCUCCUCAUUCGAGCAUGUGUGCAAAUGGUCUGGCACCCUGCGCAAAGUUUCAAGCAUCGUACCGCAGAAGGCAAAGAAGAAAAAAGACGCGCGGUAGAAUUGAUCAAGACAAGUCUCCUCACUGAAGCAUUCGUCCGUGAUGCACUUGAGACUGUGGUGUUCAAGUUGUUCGUCUUCCGUGCCAGCGAAUUGCAAGUAUGGGGAGAAAGCGCCGAAGAAUGGGAGCAAAGAGAGGAAGGCAGUGGAAAUGACUGGGAAUUCGCGGUCCGUCCCUGCGCCGAGAAGCUCUUCCUGGAUCUAUCGAUCAAUUACAAGGAGAUCAUCGUCGAUCCACUUUUGAGCGUCGUCGCAUCCAUCACUUCGUCGUCGAAUCAUGAUGUUCUAUUCAAGGACUCGAUUUACAGCGCCGUGGGACUUGCAGCCUCGGUCCUGCAGGAAAAGCUCGACUUUGAUGCUUUCAUCCGUGACGUCCUCGUUCUGGAAAUACAGAAUCAGGGUCCUGGUUGUCACAUUCUUCGACGCCGAGUGGCCAUUGUCCUCGGUCAAUGGAUCAGUGUGCGCGUGGCGGAGACCAGCAAGACUUUGGUUUAUGAAAUCUAUCAACAUCUCCUCGACUCUGAGGAUCGAAUCAACGAUCUGGUGGUGCGGAUAACAGCCGGCCGUCAUCUUGCGAACGUCGCGAACGAUUGGGAAUUUCAGCCCGAACAAUUCCUUCCAUAUGCGACCAACAUCCUCACGAGGCUUCUGAGACUGAUCAACGAAGUCGAACUUCCUGAGACGAAACUUGCGAUUGUCAACACUGUCAGCAUCAUCGUUGAGAGGCUGGAUCAUCACAUUAUCCCUUAUGCUGAAGGAAUCGUCAAUCUGCUUCCUGCACUGUGGGAGCAAUCCGAAGAUGAGCACCUCAUGCGCCAAGCCAUCCUCACGAUCCUAACUCGUCUCAUCAAUGCCAUGCGAUCAGCUUCGCUACCACUACAUUCCAUGGUUCUACCCAUCAUCGGAGGAGCGUUACAACCCGACACGGAUGAAGCCAUCUAUCUCCUCGAAGACGCCCUCGAGCUACUCGGGAGUGUCCUCGCUCAGACUCCCGAUGAGGCAGCAUCUCCGGAGUUGCUGGGCCUACUGCCCCGAUUAUACCCAAUCUUUGAACUUGGAACAGAGACCCUCGGAAAAGCCCUCGAAAUCACCGACUCCUAUCUCAUCCUCGCCCCCUCCUUCAUCCUCUCUGAUGAAAUCCGCCCCUCGCUGCUCAAGUCCCUCACCGAACUCUUCGGCGAAGUGAAAGCCCACGUCAACGGCCCCGUCUGCAGCAUCAUCGAAGGUAUGAUCCGCGUCGCGCACAAGCUCGGAGGUGAAGCCGCCGUCGCCCAAGUCGCCUCCGAUCUCAUCCAAUGCGGCCUCCUCCCCAAGCUCCUCGUCGGUUUACACGGAAGUUGGACCGCUCAUUGCACCACCGGCCCCCGCGCUAAGACCGCUCUGGUCGACGGCAUCGUCGAGACGGAAUAUUUCAGCAUCCUCGCCCGCCUCAUCCUCGGCUCCCCGGAGACAUUCUGUCGAGUCUGCGAAUCCGCCAGCCCUUCCGCCGCGAGUAACAAUAACAACAACGAUCCUUCCUCCUCUCCCCUGGAGCAAACGAUGAAAUGGUUCCUGGAGGAGCUCUUCUCGCACUUCCAAAGCGUCAGCGAUCCUUCCCGGAGGAAACUCCUUUGUCUCGCGCUCACGAAAUUACUCGUCACCAAUCACCCUUUCAUCCUCGUCAAUCUGCAAUCCCUCAUGACCGUCUGGACGGACGUCAUCACGGAGCUCCGCGAAGACGACAACCCCUCCUCCUCCUCCGCGAUGGAUCCCACAUCCUCCUCACCGACAGCAUCGGGAACAGCAGGGGGAGACUUUCGCGCCCUGGAAUCGCCCGAGGACAUCCGUCGGAGAAACUUGAUGAUGACCGAUGAAGUCCACACCGUCAACACGGCGGCUUCCGUCCAGGGUCAUCUCCGCCAAGUCGUGAACGGCACGCCUGGGGGCGAGGCCGGCUUCCAGGAGAGGUGGCUGGUCAAUGUGGACCGCGACGUCUUGGCCGGAUUUAUGGCGUUGGGCGUCCUCUGA
This is a messenger RNA of Dissoconium aciculare CBS 342.82, 3440 nucleotides long. Its product is annotated as ARM repeat-containing protein. NCBI's taxonomy places the organism in Eukaryota, Fungi, Ascomycota, Dothideomycetes, Mycosphaerellales, Dissoconiaceae. The transcript has 3 exons. Gene Ontology annotation, biological process: protein import into nucleus. Gene Ontology annotation, molecular function: small GTPase binding. Gene Ontology annotation, cellular component: cytosol; nuclear envelope. The record is from RefSeq and is a predicted model, not a curated record. The coding region runs from base 273 to 3440 and encodes 1055 amino acids.